UCACAAUAAUUCCGGUUGGAUAUUCUAUUGCUGAGAUAAAGCCAUCUAUUGCCUGUGGACCUUUCAGGGGUCUGCCAACCAUUUGGAGUGAAAUGGUACAUGUAAUAUCAGAAUCUCCAAACUGGAUACAGGCAGUCCUCUUCUUCAUGGGCACGGCUGGCUUUGCAGUACCAGCCAUUAUCAUCCUCAUCCUGGCAUGGUACUACUAUUAUGCGGUUGCUGCGGCUAACAAACACAUGGUCGCACUCCUCAAGAAUCAGCUGAUCCUUGAGGGGCACGACAAGCAGUUCCUCCUGACGCGACUCGACCAGAUGAUCAAGAAGACGACUGAGGAGGAAGAGGCAGCCCGGUCCUCGCGCAGUACAGAGGAAGAGACAGGUCACAGUAACGAUCAGACACUAGAGGCUUAAGGCUACCUUUUGGUGGCAGGGUUUCGUUCUAAUAAGCAGAUACCCAAAUAUUUACAUACACAUACAUGCACACAGCAACACACGUGCACACAUUAUAUGCACUCAUACAUAGAUUAAUAAUGCAGUAAGUAAAGUAGUGUGUGCUGUGUUCAUUUCCCGAUUAUCAUCCUCUUGUUAAAUUUUAUGAAAUGAAAGCAGGUGGAAAGAUAAUUGUUUGAAAGAUGUCUAUGUGGGUCAGUGAUGUGUAUUCAGGCCCCAUUUGCAAUAUACAUGUAUAUACAAGUAAUGAAUGAUUUAACAUAAUUUAUUUGAUGGGAAGGUAAGAGUGAUGUAAACUUUUUUUUUUUUUUUUUUUUUUUUCUAACAAAAGAUUUAUCAUUUAAUAUAAUUGAUAUGAAAAAAAUUUCUUCCUGAAAGCUGAAUGUUCAAUUUAAUUAACAGGUGGGGAAGAUUGAUGAUUUAUUUAUUUAUUUAUUUAUUCAUUUAUUUUUUAUCAAAUAAUCAAUUAUCUUUGCUCAGUGCGUAUUGAUUUUUAUUGUUAAUAUUAUUUUCUUUGAUUUCCACUUAUUAAUUUCAGGUGUAAUUGUGUGACGGUUGUGAUACGGGCCCAUUUCCUUGUCAGACUUACAUUAUAGAAAAAAAAAGAAAAAAAAAAAGUAGGAGAAUGGUUUUAAAGAGUAACAUGUCACACUUACGUUAAUUUUCUGAGUUUGUUUGUUGUGUUAUAUCUCAGGUAGAGACUUGGUAUAUUCUAAUCUUUGUAUGGUUUAUAUUUAGACUUUUCACGUGCAUUUUGAUUCUUUUCACAUAAAUAGUGAUUAUAGUAUUAUUUGUUUUGCAUAUGGCUGUUACCCGUUAUUUUUUACGAACUAUAAUAUUUUGAUAUCUUUAAUUACUGUAACUGUAUUUAAUCCCAUGAUUAUAUAAAGCUCUUUGUAUC
Penaeus monodon (black tiger shrimp) is the source of this 1350-nucleotide messenger RNA. RefSeq names its product transmembrane channel-like protein 7. The record is from RefSeq and is a predicted model, not a curated record. The transcript has 2 exons. Gene Ontology annotation, cellular component: plasma membrane. Gene Ontology annotation, molecular function: mechanosensitive monoatomic ion channel activity. NCBI's taxonomy places the organism in Eukaryota, Metazoa, Arthropoda, Malacostraca, Decapoda, Penaeidae. The annotation marks the transcript as partial.